Lathyrus oleraceus (garden pea) is the source of this 1077-nucleotide messenger RNA. RefSeq lists its product as uncharacterized. Lineage: Eukaryota; Viridiplantae; Streptophyta; Magnoliopsida; Fabales; Fabaceae. The transcript has 4 exons. The coding region runs from base 1 to 1077 and encodes 358 amino acids. The record is from RefSeq and is a predicted model, not a curated record.
AUGGAUAGAAACAUUCUUGAUGCUGCUAGUGGUGGAGCACUUGUCGAUAAAACUCCAAUUGCUGCUAAAGCCCUGAUUGAGAACAAGUCACUCAACUCCCAACAAUUCACAACUAGAAAUAAUUCUAUGGUCCAAACAAAAAUUGUGAAUGACAUUCAGGUUUCCUCUUCCAACAAGGCUUUAGAAACCAGAAUUGAAGAGCUUACUUCUUUAGUGAAACAAAUGGCAGUGAGUAAACCUCAAACAACAAAGUUGUAUGGUAUUUGUACUUCUACUGAACAUCCAACUGACACAUGUCCUAUUCUUCAAGAUGAUUCGGUCACUCAGUUGCCUCAAGCAUAUGCAAAUAACUUUUUCAACCAAAGCAACAAUCAGAGAGGAUUCCAGUAUUCAGACUUUGCAGACACAGAUUGGACAGCUUGCCACUUCGAUGAAUGCCAAACAGUUGUGAAUCCAAAAGGCUCUAAUGCUAAUGUGAGUGCAAUUUCCUUGAGAUCCGAGAAGGUAACAGAACCAGCCCCAAGAAAAAAUCAAAAAAUUCUUGAGGUAACACUUGAACCUUCUUCCGUUGUGAUAGAAACUGAACCCUCUGUUGUGGUAGAAACUGAAAAAGAAAAAGAGAAGGAGUAUGUGCCACCAGUUCCCUUCCCACAUAGAAUACUGAAAAAUAAAAGGACUGGUGAUGGAGACAAGGAGAAAGAGAUUUUAGAUGUGUUCAGAAAAGUGGCGGUAAACAUUAUGCUUCUUGAUGUUAUUAAGCAGGUUCCAAAAAAUGCAAAAUUUCUAAAAGACUUGUGCACAAGUAAGAAAAGGUUGAAGGGAAAUGAGAGAGUAAAUUUGGGACGAAACAUUUCAGCCCUUAUCCAGCCUAAACAUUCACUUGAAAAAGCUACCGUUUCAUCCCUCAAUCAGGCCAUACCCCAAAAGUGCAAGGAUCCAAGAACUUUUUCUAUUCCAUGUACCAUUGGGGAUACAUACAGAUUUCUACAUUCUGGACAUGUAUGGAGAAACAAAUUCAAGCAGAUCGCCCAUCAUUUUAGGCAGGCCAUUCAUGAAAACGGCGAAAACAAAAAUUGA